AUGGCGGACGCCGACGACUUGAUACAGGAGCUGUGUGGCGUGAGCCUAUCGGCCAUCGACAGCUCGCAGGAUGCCGCGCAGGACCUGCUCGAGCAGCGCCUGCUUGCGGUAGAGCACGCGGUGCUGGAGAGCGACAUUAAGAGCGUGGUCGCGGCGCAGGACGCCCUCAAGGACGGCGACGACAUGGCUCCAGUCCUGGCAAUGGCCAAGCUCAUCUUCAAGGGCGAGUACGCGGACGUCAUCCGUCUCCCCCAAUCGCAGAGUCUCCUAAAGACUUUGGCUCAGCUGCGCAGCGAGGAGCAGGACGAUGAGGACGAGGACGCGCACAUCUGUGGGAGCAUUGCGUCGGCGCUGCAGAGCUACCUGCUGGGCCAAUGUGACGGCGCCGAGAGCCGUCUUGUGGCCGCCUACGAGAUCCUGUUCAUUGGUGUCGCCUUCUUCGACAUGUACGUGCAGGCCAACUACACGGGACCGGCGUUCGAGAAGGAGACGCUGCGUGACCUGCUGGAUUUGUCCACGCACCUUAUCACGUGCUCGACUGAAAGCAACGACAAGAAGACGCACAGCGACGCGCUGGUGGCGCUACAGGUGGAUGGCGAAAGUCCGUUCUCCAUAUGCGAGUUCCCGCAGUUCUUGCUCAUUGGUCGCUGCUUGCUGGACUUCGUGGGCAACCACGCGUACAACGACUGGUCGGUGGCUGCUAAAGAAGUUGCGCACGGCGAGAACGACAACGAGGUGUCGGAUGACGCUAUGGAGGGCCCUGCCAAGCGCCAGAUUACCGGUGGUGCGGCCAUCCGCGCACUUGGCGAGAUGCUGGAGCAGAUCAAGUCGGCUGCGUGGUGGAACGCGCGUGCUGCUGUGGCCCACGAACGACUGCUGCUUGCGAAGCAGCCGUCGAACACGCUGUGGUUUGAAGCUCGCCGUGGCUACAUCCAGACGCUGAAGGCGACCGAGCUGUUUGCCUUUGAGAAGGAUACGCAAUACCUGCUCGCUCGCGCGUACGUGGAGUGGGGCCUUGCGCAGCACCACUUCGACAAGAACAAACGUGGAAAGUCGACGUUCGCCCGUGCCAAGGAGGUAUCUGGUGUGACCGUGCAGCUCAGCGGAUCCUUGGGCAAGCGUACCAAGUUCCAGCGGAAAAGUCUGGCUCAGAUGGUGCUGCUUGCGGCAUCCAAGAAAGAGCCUGAGAGUGAGGACAAGGAGUCUAUCUACGCCGCAGCGGUGGCCGAAUCGACUCACGUGGACUUUGGCGGUAAGCAAGUGACGCCCGAAGGUGAAAAUGGCGCUGAUUCCUCUGCUGCCCCACCUGCUGAUGGCCUUACGGCCGAGGAGGAGCACAUCCAGAGGCUUGUUCAGGAAGGCGAGGCUUCCUAUCGCGACGUGAAAUUGGACCAGGUGGACCAAGACAAUUAUCUUUUGGAGAGCAUCGCGUUUGAAGACCGCAAACUCACGGAGCAGGGCAACCUGCAGAUCGUCGAUCAGAUUGUGCUGUUGGGCCUGUGUCUGGACGUGAAGAACAGUAACGCCAACGACGGCCUCACGCGCGAGGAAAUGAUGCCUUACGUUACGCGUGUGCUAGAAAACCCCAACAACUGGAUGGUUUACUCCACGGCGCUGCUGGAGCGCGCGUGGCUCGAGUGCGAGAGCUCGAAGCGCCGUGAGCGUGCUGUUUUGCAGAUGCAGGCCUUGGUGGACCAGCACACAACGCGUCUUACGAUCACGCAAAAUACUCUGCAGUCCAUUGCAGAUUCGGCACCAGCUCGUGAGCGCAUGCAGUUCGUGUAUUCGCUGGCCUUUCCUCCGCGGUAUGCCCUUAAGCGCGACCUGGCUGAGCGCUACUUCAAGCUUGGUGUUCUUGGCAGUGCUGUGGAAAUUUGCGAGGAGCUCGAGAUGUGGGACGAUGUUGUCAAGUGCUACCAGCUUCUGGACAAGCCGAUGCGUGCUGAAAAGCUUGUGUGUGAGCGCCUGGAGAUCGCCCCCACGCCAUUUAUGUGGGUCACGCUGGGAGACCUCACCCAGGAGCCUUCGCACUACGAGACGGCCUGGACGCUCUCGAAGCAGCGGUUUGCUCGUGCCAAGCGUUCCCUUGGACGCCACUACUUUGAGAAGGGCGAACCUGACGCGGCUAUCCCUCACUACGAGGAUGCCGUGCGCGUGGGUCCCAUGCACACCGGUGCUUGGUUCACUUUGGGCGCGUUGGCUAUGCGUGUGCAUCGGUGGGCACUCGCCAUGCGCGCGUUCACGCGCGUGGUGCAGCUCGAGCCGGACAAUGGUGAGGCGUGGGGCAACCUAGGCUCUAUCCACUUGCACAACCAGCGCUUCGCAGAGGCUUUUGCGGUGCUGGAGGAGGGUCUCAAGCAGAAGCGUCACAUGUGGCAAAUGUGGGAAAACUACGCCCUCUGUGCCAUGGAGACCAAACGCUACGGCGAGGCCAUGUACGCGAUGCACCAACUGCUGGACAUGCGCGCCAAGCACAAGCGCCCGGUCGACAGCGAGAUGCUGGCGUGGCUUGUGGAGGCCAUCGUGUACCCUGAGUCGCUGAAGAAGAUGGAGCAGGAGGCUGCUGCCGAAGCCGGAGCUAUCGAGAAGGACGAAGACGAGGACGAGGUCGACGAGCUCGAAGACGACGAUGACGACCUGGCCGAGCUGGAUGAGGCCGCAGCGGUCACGGACGCGACGCCUCCUCGGUCCGACUCGCACUACAAGAAGCAGCUGGCGAUGCUGUUUGGUCGCGUGACGUCCAUCAUUACGAACGACGCCAAAGUGUGGCAGGUGUACGCGCACUUCAACGACGGCUUGGAGGGCCGUGCGGACAAGGCGCGCGACUGCCGCUUGAAGCAGUGCCGCGCUCUGCAAGUCGCUGGCUGGGAGCGAGAGGAGCAGAAGGUGAAGGACCUGUGCUCGGCGGCCUCUCGCCUGGCUCAGGACUACCUGGCCGAGGGCACCAAGAAGGCGCUGUACUCAUGCCGGCUGUACAUCCGCGGCGUGCUCAAGAAGGCGCAGGUGGAUUUCGCCGAGCUGGAGGCGGUCAAGACGCUGGCCGCUGCACUGGACGAGGUCAACGCCAGGGAGGCGCAGCUUUAG
Messenger RNA from Phytophthora sojae, 3084 nucleotides. RefSeq lists its product as hypothetical. The transcript has a single exon. NCBI's taxonomy places the organism in Eukaryota, Oomycota, Peronosporomycetes, Peronosporales, Peronosporaceae. Bases 1 to 3084 code for a protein of 1027 amino acids. Gene Ontology annotation, molecular function: protein binding. The record is from RefSeq and is a predicted model, not a curated record.